This is a messenger RNA of Talaromyces proteolyticus, 1306 nucleotides long. RefSeq names its product sulfite oxidase. Bases 104 to 1246 code for a protein of 380 amino acids. Gene Ontology annotation, cellular component: mitochondrion. Lineage: Eukaryota; Fungi; Ascomycota; Eurotiomycetes; Eurotiales; Trichocomaceae. The record is from RefSeq and is a predicted model, not a curated record. Gene Ontology annotation, molecular function: oxidoreductase activity; molybdenum ion binding. The transcript is spliced from 4 exons.
AUGUAAUCAAAUAGGUCAUAUUUCUUAUGCACACUUACUUUGUAGAACAGCAGCAUUAAACAUGAGCAGCACACCAACUGGAUGAAUCUCAAUUGAUACGACGAUGAAACACGUCGAAUACUCAACAGAAAAGCCUUUAAACAGGGAACACAGCCUGAAGAGGCUAAUUUCAAGCUUCAUUACCCCAGACAUUACAUCUUACGACCGUAACCAUGGACCCAUCCCCCAUCUUUCAGCCGAUAACCACACCAUCACAAUUGACGGACAAGGACUAACCCCAUUAACCCUCUCUAUGGAUGAUCUCCGUACAACAUUCGCACAACAUGAAGUUCUCUGCGCGUUGCAAUGUGCUGGAAAUCGGCGACACACGAUGCGCACCGAGAGCAAAGAAGUCCAAGGAAUAGAUUGGUUUGACGGCGCAAUAAUGAAUUGUAAAUGGAAGGGUCCUCGACUACGGGAUGUCCUAAUACGGGCGGGUAUUGACGGAAAUCAAGACAUCUUGCAGGAUGAUGGAAUGUAUGUGGCAUUUGGCUGCUAUCAGGUUCCGUGUCAGGAUGAUUGGUGGUAUGGGGCGAGUGUGAAGCUGGGGAGGUGCUUGGGUCGGGAGUUUGAUGUUAUUCUUGCAUUGGAGAUGAAUGACAAGCCGUUAAGCCCUAAUCAUGGUUUCCCCGUUCGAGUGGUUAUACCCGGUUAUACUGGAGCGAGGCACCUUGAUCACAUUUGUAGGUGGGUGAAAUGGCUGGAUCGAAUCACCGUCCAGAAAGAGGAAUCUCAGAACCACUAUCAGCGCUACGACUACAAGAUGCUCCCUCCAGAUGUGGACAGUUCCGAGAAAGCAGAUAAAUACUGGGAUCUGAUUCCUCCUUUAGAAGAUGUGCCCGUUAAUUCGGUUGUUGGUGAACCCGGCGAUAACGAAGAAGUUCAUACGCUGGCGUCAGGAAAGGUGAUUGCGAAAGGAUAUGCUGUUCCACAGGGCCAUCACGGUCAAGUAACGAGGGUUGAGGUCUCAGGAGAUGGGGGCAAAACUUGGGUUGAUGCUGAAUUGGAUCAAUUUGAGGGUAAGACGCAGAAAUGGUGCUGGGUAUUGUGGACGGCUUCUGUACAUAUGGAAAAAGGUCAAGGAAAAGUGAUUUUAAGUAGGGCAACUGAUGAAGCAGGAAAUACACAGCAAGAACAGUCACCAUGGAACUUGCGUGGAGUCGCAUAUAAUGGUUAUGGACUGUCAAAGAAUUUAAAUGUCGUAUAAAGCAAAAAACUUCUCACUGCUAUUCUUGGAUGAAUAGAUGAGCAUGUCUACACAUGUAGC